Messenger RNA from Botrytis byssoidea, 396 nucleotides. RefSeq lists its product as uncharacterized. Lineage: Eukaryota; Fungi; Ascomycota; Leotiomycetes; Helotiales; Sclerotiniaceae. The transcript has a single exon. The record is from RefSeq and is a predicted model, not a curated record. Bases 1 to 396 code for a protein of 131 amino acids.
AUGCAACUCUUCACCACGACCUUUUUCGCCAUCCUUACCAUCUUUAUAUCUAUUAUCAAUGGCAUUAAAGGAAACGAUAACUGCCUCGGUCACAACAAUUGUACCUUAUUCAUGAGAUGGUCGGAAGGCUCACCCGGCCUCAAAUCCGGCACUAUGGCAAUGCCCAAAGAUCUCGCACUCUAUGGAAAAGAUUGUAACGUCAUUGAAUCAAAAAUGACCCAAGCCGAAGCAAAAGGCCCAAUCGAAAUCAAAUCUUCUUUAUCCGAAACCAUAACUCUCACUGGGGAGACUGCCGUUUUUUUCACACCUCUCUUCACAUAUGGCAAGAAUGAAGAAGGUGGGGAGAAUUCUUGCGGGCAAGGCGAAAAUAGCUGGGUCUGUGACUUUGCAUGUUAG